Molecule: messenger RNA, 1490 nt
Organism: Hordeum vulgare subsp. vulgare (domesticated barley)
Lineage: Eukaryota; Viridiplantae; Streptophyta; Magnoliopsida; Poales; Poaceae
Product: cytosolic sulfotransferase 5-like
Exons: 1
Coding region: 144-1163 (339 amino acids)
Biological process (GO): sulfation
Cellular component (GO): cytoplasm
Molecular function (GO): sulfotransferase activity
Source: RefSeq, a predicted model, not a curated record
UGCAUUUGUCUAAUAAUGUUCAUGAUUUUGGGGCAUGCAUUAGCAGAGGUGUAUGUAUAUAAAAGGACCAAGCUUAUACUACACCUACAUCUAGCAACAAUAGUAGCUGCUAGUGUGGUAGGAAAACUGAAGCGGGCAGCAGCAUGAGCAUGGUAGAAUGGUCGUCGUCCACGGAUGAUGCAUGCGCCAUUGCCGACAUCUCCUCGCUUCCAUUGGAGACGCGGUUCCCGCCGUUCCGUCUUCGGCAGUACGGCGGGUUCUGGCUGCUGGAGAAGUUCUUGGAGGGCGUUCCGGCCCUGCACUCCGUCUUCGAGCCGAGGCCGUCGGACGUCGUCCUCGGCAGCUUCCCCAAGUGCGGCACCACCUGGCUCAAGGCCCUCGCCUUCGCCACGCGCAACCGCGCCGACCACCCGCCGGGCGGCCUCGACCACCCGCUCCGCCGCCGCAACCCCCACGACAUCGUCCACUACCUGGAGCUGCAGUUCGCCGUUUCCAUGGGCCACGCGCUGGCGGCGCUCCCUUCGCCGCGCGUGCUCGCCACGCACCUGCCCUACUCCCUCCUGCCACGCCGCAUCACCGCCGGCCAGGGCUGCCGGAUCGUCUACAUCUGCCGGGACCCCAAGGACGCCUUCGUUUCCUCGUGGUUCUUCACCAACAAGACGGCGGCCGCCGAACGGGCGCGAGCCGGCGGCGAGGAGCCUCCGCCGUACACGUUCGAGGAGGCCUUCGAGCUCUUCUGCGACGGCAUAUGCGUCAGCGGCCCGCAGUGGCGCCACGUGCUGGGAUACUGGGAGGAGAGCAGGAGGCGGCCGGAGAAGGUGCUCUUCCUCCGGUACGAGGAGAUGCUCCGGGACACCGCGGGCAACGUGAGGAAGCUGGCGGAGUUCAUGGGGUGCGGCUUCUCCGGCGAGGAGGAGGCGAGCGGGGUGGUGCAGGACAUCGUGGAGCUGUGCAGCCUCAAGAGCCUCAAGAACAUGGACGUGAACAAGAGUGGCAGCCAUGGCCCGCUGGCGCACGAGUCAUUCUUCAGGAAGGGCGUCGCCGGGGACUGGAGCAACCACAUGACGCCGGCCAUGGCGGAGAGGCUCGACACGAUCGUCGAGGACGCGCUGAGAGGCUCGGGGCUCACCUUUGACGUCGCAGCACCAGAGCCGUCCGCAUGAACGUGUGCGCCAUGCCAAUGCCAUCCAUGCCAUGCAUGGGUUCUCUUUUAUCAGUGUGGGAUGCCAUCAUGCAUCACUAGCUACUGGAAUUACACGCUACGCCCUGUGUCACAAACACUUGGGAAUGCCCAAACAAACCAACAAUGCUACUCCCUCCGUUUCUAAAUAUAAGUUUUUUAAAGAUUUUAUUAAAGGACUAUAUACGGAACAAAACGAGUGAAUCUAUAUUUUAAUAUAUGUCUAUAUACUUCCAUAUGUAUUUUCCUAGUGGAGUACAUUUAUGUAAAUGUUUACAUACGUUUACGGCAUAGUCCAAUUUGACAGUAA